AUGGGAUAAGGUUCAUCUUGCAGAAACCAAAUCAUUAUUGUUUCUAAUUUUCACCAUCGAGAUUCAGAAGAUGAAGAUGAACAAGAUAAUCAAAAUCAAAUACAUCAACCUGAGUAUUCUGAUGAGAGUGAAAAUUCUUUUAUAUAAUCUUUAAAUCAGUUUGAGCAAUUUCAAAGGUAAUAACAAGAAGCGUAAAUAAGAGAAAGAGAAGAGAUUCUUUGGAAACAUGUUAAACUAUUUGAACUUUUAAUUUAAGCCUAAUAAGAACAAAUUAUUUUGAAUCGUUUUUUAGAAGAACUUUAAAUAGAAGACAACUAAGAUGAGGAUCAAUUAGAAAUUAAUAUAUCAUUAUUUUAUAAGCAAAAACAUGGACAACCAAUUAAUUAUCCAUGCAAACAUGCUAAAUGUCUUACAGUAGCUACUCUGAAUUGUCAUGGAAAGGUUAAUUGCCAAAAUGACUGCCCUUCAUUUGCUAUAAAGGAUGCUGUAUUUGAUAUCUCAAGGAAUUAGAUAUUUUACAAACAUGAUCAAAAUAAGUUUGGGAAUUAUGUGUCUAUUUAAAAGCCAAUUGAUAUGGCUUAGAUAUUAGAUGAUUCUUUGUCAAGAUCAAAUAUGAAUGAGAGCCAAAAAAAUGAAUUUUGCAAAAACUUUUCAAAAGUACUAUGUUUAGAAUUUAUGAACUCAAAGAAAUGA
This is a messenger RNA of Paramecium tetraurelia, 693 nucleotides long. RefSeq lists its product as uncharacterized. The record is from RefSeq and is a predicted model, not a curated record. NCBI's taxonomy places the organism in Eukaryota, Ciliophora, Oligohymenophorea, Peniculida, Parameciidae. The transcript has a single exon.